Messenger RNA from Talaromyces rugulosus, 5439 nucleotides. RefSeq lists its product as uncharacterized. Bases 1 to 5439 code for a protein of 1812 amino acids. Gene Ontology annotation, biological process: DNA-templated transcription; regulation of DNA-templated transcription. The transcript is spliced from 9 exons. The record is from RefSeq and is a predicted model, not a curated record. Lineage: Eukaryota; Fungi; Ascomycota; Eurotiomycetes; Eurotiales; Trichocomaceae. Gene Ontology annotation, molecular function: zinc ion binding; DNA binding; DNA-binding transcription factor activity, RNA polymerase II-specific.
AUGGGGUCCCUCAGCCAGCCACGCAAACAGCUGCUGUGCCACAUUGUUGACGAACGCACUAGAUCUGCUUCUGCUUCUCAGGACCAGCCUUUUUGCAUCCAUCCGGUCUCUUCCGACCUCGAGGAUGGAUGGCGGGAUGUUAGCUUUCAGGAUCUUGCCACGGCGGUCAAUCAUCUAUCCUGGUGGAUUGAGAAGAAUAUCGGCCGUGGCUCUUCUAGGUCUGAGCCCGUCGCAUACUUAGGGAUCAAUGAUAUUCGUUAUACAAUUUUUAUCCUGGCUUGUAUGAAGACGGGAUAUGUCGCUUUCCUCCCGUCGCCGAGAAACUCAGAGGCCGCGUUCAUGCAUCUAUUGAACGAGACAGGCUGUUCAAAGUUCGUAUACAGUCCUGAACGCUACAAAUUGGUUCAAGACCUGCAAAAUGUCAACGUUUCGAUCAGAGCUUGGGAAAUUCCUGGGCUCUGGGAGAUAGUCGACCAUCCAGCCGACAUCUAUCCUUGCGAUAGACAAUUCAGUGACUCAGAAAAUGAGACAUCGCUAAUCGUACACAGUUCUGGAACUACCGGGUUCCCCAAACCAGUCUAUAUCACACACGGUUACUGGACCGCCAUGGACAAUCUCUUCCUUUUACCAGUACCUCCUAAGAGGCGUCCAGGAGGUCUGAUAAAUGCAGAACCGGGGCGGAAGUUCUUCGCCAUGGCACCAUUCUUCCAUCAAAUGGGCAACUAUCUAGCCGUAAUAUCUAUCUUUCAUGGCGUAUCUUUUGUGCUCACCCCGCCAGAAAAACCGCUGACGGUGGAGUUAUUGGCCCGGAUUAUCGACGAAACUAGUCCGACAGUAACUUUACUACUUCCUUCUCUCAUAGAGGACUUGUCUUCAACGGAAGAAGGAAGAGUGACACUGGAACGCUUUCAAACGAUAUACUUUGGCGGUGCGCCGCUAGCCAAGUCUGCAGGUGAUAGAUUAUCGAACCUGGAAAUCGCAAUUGGCUCCACUGAAAUAGGAUUGAUUCCUGGCUUGGUGAUUGAAGACGAUGCAAACCAUGCGGAUUGGCAGUAUUUCGAAUGGAACCCGUACUACGGAAUCGAAAUGCUGCAGAUCGACAACGAGGGUAAACAUGAAAUGAUUUUACACCGGGAAAAGGUCACUGGAGCCAAGAAAAAUGAGAAUGACCGUGGAAUUCACUGUGUAUUUCACACAUUCCCGGAAAUGGACGAGUACCGCACAAAUGACAUGUUCCUACCUCAUCCGACGAAGCCGAAUCUGUGGAAGUAUUAUGGUCGACUCGACGACGUGAUAGUGCUGAGCAAUGGUGAGAAGUUUAACCCCAUUGAAAUGGAAAAAGUCAUUGAUGGCCACCCACUCGUCUCGAGAACACUGAUUGUUGGCAACGGCCAAUUUCACUCCGCCGCUCUCAUUGAACCCAACUGGCAUAGUUUGGAUGAUUCGAACACAGAGCAGAGUACUUUUAUCGAGGAAAUUUGGUCGUUUGUUGAGAAGGCAAAUGAAAUCGCACCGGCAUAUGGUCGAUUAAUGAAAUCCAAGAUUGCGAUGGCCGCGAAAGACAAACCGUUCAAAUACACACCGAAGGGCUCGACACGGCGAGGAGUGGUAAUUGCGGAGUACAUGCAAGAAAUCGAGGAUUUGUAUGCUCUAGAGGAGGAAGACAAUUCAUAUCGCUUUUCUAAAGAGGCAAAUAUCGAGGAAGUCACAAAAGCCAUUGAAUCCAUAUUGGCAGAUCUGCUGUCCAUCGAUAACAUUACGGACGAAAGCGAUAUAUUCGCUCUUGGCAUCGAUUCGCUUCAAACUCUCCGGCUCAGCAGGGUUCUCCUGGGCGCACUACGCUCGGUGUACCCAGACAUCAAUGCAAAUGUUAUAUCAAGUCAAAAGAUAUAUUCCCAUCCAUCGGCGACAGGACUUUCCAGGUACAUUUACAGUAUUUUGCACGGAAAUACUGCAAACGACCAACCGGGAGUGGCCGAGGAAUCCGAAUUAGAGAGGCGCAAGAGGAUCUCUGCUUUAGUCGAAAAAUAUACAACUGGAUUGCCCGCCAAUGAAGUUACCAGUAUUGCACAAAAUAAGACUGGGCGUGUCGUUAUUUUGACCGGGUCGACCGGCUCUCUCGGAAAUUACAUCUUGAAUGAACUACUCAACGAUCCUCAAGUUUCCCAAGUUUUUUGUUUGAACCGCUCAGUUGAUGCCAAAACAAGACAAUUAGCCAGUUUCAAGGAGAAAGGACUCUUGGAUGAUCUUACUUCUAAAGUUGAAUUCCUCACAGCCGAUUUAGGACAGCAAUAUUUCGGCCUACCAGCAGAAAAAUAUGAAUACCUCAAGAAAUCAGACCUCAUCAUUCAUAAUGCCUGGAAAGUUAAUUUUAACCACAGGGUGGAAGCUUUCGAAGACAUUCAUAUUAAAGGUGUUCGCCAGCUUGUCGACUUCAGCCUCAACAGCCCCAAUCACCCGCAUAUUCAUUUCAUCUCUUCAGUUGGCACUAUUGGAGUGCCCGGAACGGCAGCUCCAGUCGAGGUUCCCUUUGAGGAGCCAGACACUGUUAUCCCGCAGGGUUAUUCAGAGUCUAAAUUCGUUUCCGAGAGGAUUUGUGCCCUUGCAUCCACAGUUUCCGGCGUACCGACGACAAUCCACCGAGUAGGGCAAAUUGCAGGACCGACUACUGAACAUGGUCUUUGGAAUAAACAAGAAUGGCUUCCUUCGCUAGUAGCUACUUCUAAAACGCUGGGCAAAGUUCCGACUGAAUUGGGAAAUAUGCCUGUCGAUUGGAUUCCAGUGGACUCUCUUGCAAGGAUUAUUGUUGAAAUCACACGAUCGAGACAAACCACAGAAAUUGAUUUGCGUUGUGCUGCAUUCCAUUUGAUCAAUCCCUCACGCACGUCUUGGGAAACUGUUCACCCAGUUAUCCAAAGGGAAUACCAGAGCAAGCCCGUCGGCCUUACGGACUGGGUAGAAGAGCUCGAUGGGUACAGCAAUCCGACAGAAGCCGAUAUACAGGACAAGCCAGCACUAAAAAUUGUGGACUUCUAUCGUGGCCUCAGUAAACAAGGAUAUGGGAGCCCAGGCUCUCCUGCAGAAACCAAACAAGCGCAGGCCGCCAGCGAGACCAUGCCCAUGUUUUCAGCAAGGUUAAAUAUUCAAGCCUCCGCAAACAUAGCCAAUGAGAUGGGAAAGAUUCCUGUUUCCAGACGCAAGCGAAAAACCCUCUCGUGCUACGAAUGCCGACGGCGCAAACUCCGAUGUGACCGCGAAGAGCCCACUUGCGGUCGAUGUCGCAACGCAGGACAGGGAGAGUCUUGUUCUUAUGAACAAAAACCAAUUCCUAACCGUAGUGAACGUGCAUUAGCCGGCUCUCCAUCCGCUUCGCCGCCAAUAUCAACAUCGGCAAGGCGGUGGACCCCAGCCACAUCUCAUGGCGGUCCGUCAAACAGCUCCGAGUCAGUAAAUCCGACAGUAUCAACCACAAGAAAAUUGGGAGAAGAUGAAAGAACCCAAGCACCUCGAGUGACAGCUCAAAACUCCGGAAGCUGGCAAUUGAUUGGGCCAGCUUCUGUCAACAGUGUCAACGAACUGCGACCGGCAAUCAGACCAGACAGCAAUGCUCCCUUGGUCUUUGAACGAUAUAAACCAACAACGCCCGAGGCGGUCAUUUUCCGGGGCGAGAACUUCAAAACACACUAUUACGGUAGCAGCAACCCAAUUAGCCUAAUUUCUCAUUUCCCGGAGCUGCGAUCUUUUAUGAGAGAAACAAUUAUGAAUCGCUCUUCUCUACCGCGUGUCCAGCGGGAGUUAAAGUCUUUCCAGGCUCGGUGGAAAGGGGUCAAGGCUGGCAUUUCUCCUGUUCCGGAUUUUGAUCUCCUUUGCCUCCUCCCGGAUAAAGAUGCGGUAGAUCAUCAUGUUCGCCUCUAUUUUGAAACAGUUGAAACUGUGUAUCGUAUAAUACAUUACCCGAGCUUUGCAGAGGAGUAUGAGUCCUUUUGGAGCGACCAGCGAGCGGCAAAUCCGGCAUUUGUUAUUCUCCUGCUGGUUAUCAUGGCCUCGGUGAGCUGCAUUGCUUUGAGAGAACAGCCAAAGUACAUCGGUGAUAGCUCAGCUACUCGAGAACGCGCUAUCUUAUUUAUCGAAGUAUCAGAGUGGUGGCUAUCACGACAUAGCCACAAACACAUCUAUUUAGCCAUAUGGCAGAUUCGCUGUCUAUUGCUCUUAGCCAAACACGUCAAUAAUGUCAAGAAGAAGCGGCAUUGGGCAGAAGCCGGUCACCUAAUCAGAGAGGCCAUGUCGGCUGGUUUCCAUCGGGAUAUGAAUCUCUUCGGAGACAGAGUUUCUUUCUUUGAUCAAGAAAUGAGAAGAAGACUAUGGGCCACUAUGCUUGAGUUGGAAUUGCAGACAUCAAUUGAUAGAGGCAUGCCCUCUGCUGCAGUCGGCGUCUCCUCUGACAGCGCCGCGGUUCUAAAUAUCAAUGAUGUGGACCUUAUGCCUGACUGUGGCGAACUACCAACUUCCAAGCCAUUGAGCCAGUAUACUACAUGCUCGUUUCUUCAUUUGUCGGCUGCUAGCUUUCCUCUUCGUGUCUCGGUUAACUCUUUAGCCAAUGAUCUAACCUCUCGAUCUCGGUAUGAGGAUAUACUAAGUUACGAAGAACACAUCCUAAAGGAACUCGAAAAGCUACCAAAUUGGAAAGACUCGAAUUCAAGCGAUGUCCAAGGCAGAACUUUCAAUAUGGCCCACCUUCUUCUAGAUAUCCAACUUCGUCAAUUUCUGAUAUUGCUUCAUGCACCAUUCGCACGACAAACAGAUACCACUAAUCCGAGAUUCUCUUUGUCUAGGAUGGUUUGUCUCAAUGCUGCAUGUGAGAUUAUUGACAAGCAUUCGCAACUUGCAAGUUCUGGAAAUCAUCUAUUGCUGCUUUUCAGGCACGACUAUUUUAGAGGGGCGUUGGCUAUCUGCCACAACAUGUACACUUCUCUCAGUGUGCAGAAUAAUGUGGCUGUUGGCUUGAGCAGUAAAAUACUUCUUCAAUACCUUGACCGUGUCCUAGUGAUGCUGGAAGACAGAAUUUCAUACCUUGGAACGGGAUAUACGCAUUACUGGUACAUAUGUGCAGCUUGUGCCCUUCUUCGGUCAAUUCUAGACCCGGCCGACUCUAGGGCGCAAAUGGAGGAAGCAAUCGGCAAACUUACCAGGCAAUACCACCGUACAUUAGCAGGGCAAGAGGAGACACGCCAAGCAGAACGCAAUCUCAUUCCCGCCGAGUUGAGAAGAACGAACUUACCAGCGGAUCAAUCACAUUUUUCUGCGGAUAUUUCAAAUGGGGCUGGGUUUGGCAGUUUCGGUGAAGAAUUUCCACAGAUUGCAUUCGAUAGCACGGACGUUCCGCUGGACGAAUUCUUUUUCGGUAAUCCAGCGGCAUGGACCUUUGAAAACCUGUUCUGA